AUGCGCCCAUCCAUUGGCUACGAGAACUUGCAUCUCGUUGAUCGUACAGUGUCGACCGGUCUCAGCGUGCGUUGGGUCGUCUGCUGCCCAUUUGGCGAUCCGAGCAUCGACGAUCCUCUCUUUGAACCAUGUCGUCGAUGUCCACCUCUGGAGGCGGUUGGACCACAGACCGUAGGCGACGUCCCAUGUCGACAGCCACAACCCACUCGGCGGAUGCAUCCCGUCAUACGCCUUCCGGUUGUACCCGACACGAACAUCCGUAUUCAUCCACACACCUUUGUGAGUGCUUGUCCUGCUGUCAUUGUUGUUGUCUGCGUGAAUGAGGCAGCACUCGGACGCCUCGAGAUGCGACGCUGCCAGACUGUCCGACAGCCCGCGGAAGUGCAGCCCGUCGUAAAACGGCGCGGCAUCCAUAGCCACCAAGCCGUUCCAACAGCUGCGGACCGGCACGGGCGCUCUGCGGCGCACAGCGUUGCGCGAUGCCGAGGCCCGGAAAAAGGGCCAGUGGAUCGAGAGCGGCGCGUGCCCGUCGCUGUCGCGCAGCGCAAAGGUGUCGUAGAGCAUAGGCGCGACGGAUGCGUCCAGCGCACAGGCGGCUGCGUAGUCGCCCCCACGCGUGUCCAGCAAGGUCAGCACAUCGGCUACGGAAAAAGCAAUGUCCUCGAUGAACACAAUCUUAUCGUAUACCACCCCUGCCCCCGUGUCCUUUUGCUCGCGCAAAGGCUCCAGCACCGUGUUGCGCAGGCCCGCCAGAUAGGGGAUCCGUCGCCGGUGGCGUUGGCCACUGGGGUCCGUCACCCAUCCGUUUAG
Messenger RNA from Sporothrix schenckii 1099-18, 810 nucleotides. RefSeq lists its product as uncharacterized. The coding region runs from base 1 to 810 and encodes 269 amino acids. Lineage: Eukaryota; Fungi; Ascomycota; Sordariomycetes; Ophiostomatales; Ophiostomataceae. The record is from RefSeq and is a predicted model, not a curated record. The transcript has a single exon.